AUGCGAUUCGCCAACACUACCGGUGUCGAUGAGAAUCACGCGUUGUUCAACAUGUCAAGCCCAACAACCCAUGCUGCCCGGCGCAAACUGAUGGCCAGAGCGUUUAGCAAAACCGAAAUCAGGAAAAACUGGGAAGAUGAGAUCAGGCACAAAAUUGACCUAGCGUUGGACAAAAUGGGGAAGGCCGCACACAUGCACCCUACUGGAGAAGUUGACUGUCAAAAAUGGUGGAUGAUGAUGGCGGCGGAUGUCAGUUCGAAGAUCACUUUUGGCGAGAGCUUCGACAUGCUUCAGGAGGGAGUCCCCGAUGUUCCUCAGGAGAACAAAUACAUCGACGCGAUAUCCCACACGGCCGAAGCCAAUACCAUCCUCGCCGAAGUCCCCAACCUCGAUUUUGUGGCCCGGCUUCGCAUUCCCUUCAUACAGAGACUUUUCAAGAUUACGGAUACGGUUCUGGAACUCGCCGCCUUGAACGUCGCCAAGAGCAAAAGCGGCACCGCCGGUGCCGGUAAUAUCUUUACAGGUAUUAUUGCCGAGGCCGAGAAGAGCAACAGUCGUCUGUCAAACCUUGUUUUGGGUCGCGAGGCGCGUAGCCUUAUUAUCGCGGGUACCGACACUACGGCCAUCACGAUGCCAUUCAUUGUCUGCCGCGUCCUGUCGCAACCGCAGCUGCGCGAUGAUCUCAUCGCCGAAUUGACCCAGCAGAAAGAACGUUCGACGUUCGCCGCUGGUUGCCGGGCUCAGACCUAUCUGAAGAAGCCAAAAUGA
Lasiodiplodia theobromae is the source of this 768-nucleotide messenger RNA. RefSeq names its product Cytochrome p450 protein. The transcript is spliced from 3 exons. NCBI's taxonomy places the organism in Eukaryota, Fungi, Ascomycota, Dothideomycetes, Botryosphaeriales, Botryosphaeriaceae. Bases 1 to 768 code for a protein of 255 amino acids. The record is from RefSeq and is a predicted model, not a curated record. Gene Ontology annotation, molecular function: heme binding; oxidoreductase activity, acting on paired donors, with incorporation or reduction of molecular oxygen; monooxygenase activity.